UUGUGAAAUGAUCUUUGAAUUGCUACACACAUUUUAAUCCAGAAUGAGGAUUUUUAAAGACAUGAAGGAGGGUUAAGUAGUUUUUAGGAGAGACACAAGGAGCUGCUACAAGAAGAAAUGCAAACGCCUCAAGUAAAAUAAUGGAGUUGUGUUAAUGUGUGAAUCAUCUCAACAGUUGUACGAGGAACAUCAAAUUGAAAGUGGUUUACUCACUGAGGCUGUUUUGGGGCGGUAAUUUUGUCCACUCGGCAAUGUGACUUCCCAUUUCAGCCUCAUGUUAGUGUUUGUAUGCUCUCCAUGUGUCCUGCGCUCAGUGCACAGCUGCGCUGCCAUGUAACCCCACAACACUUACACCGAAAAAUAACUUUUAGUGCGUAACCCAUGUGCUCCCGCUGGACGGCUGAAGAAGACGACGGAGCGAGAGGAGCAGCUAGUGGUUCCCGGCUGAAAAGUUAAGAAGAAGUGCUCAACAGCAGCCUGACACCAGCGCAGUGUUUAGGAUCCCGUUUGGGGAUCGGUCACCUGCUGCCUUGAAAGUGCUACGCUGAGAAGUUGCAUCACAAUGGAGACAAUCAUGAGAAGCCCUGCAUCGCACAACCAGUCGUCGGUGUUCACCACAAUAUUCAACUCGAGCUGUCGCUUUGACGAGGAGUUCAAAUACAUCCUGCUCCCUGUGUCCUACAGUCUGGUGUUUGUGGUGGGCUUCGUCCUCAAUGCUACUGCUCUGUGGUUGUUCCUUAAGAUGCGCCCGUGGAACCCCAGCACCGUGUUCAUGUUCCACCUCGCCCUGUCUGACUUCCUGUACGUCCUUUCCCUGCCAACCUUGAUCUACUACUACGCCAACCGCAGUCACUGGCCCUUUGGAGUGGCCGCCUGCAAAAUAGUGCGCUUCCUCUUCUAUGCAAACCUCUACUGCAGCAUCCUCCUCCUCACCUGCAUCAGCGUGCACCGUUACUUGGGUAUCUGCCAUCCAAUCAAGGCGCUGACCCUCGUGAAGUCCCGCCAUGCCCACUUGGUAUGCGGCAUAGUGUGGGCUGUGGUGAGCGUGUGCCUGGUGCCCAACCUCAUCUUCGUCACCACCUCCAGAAGGGACAAUGACACCCUGUGCCAUGACACCACCAGCCAGGCGUCCUUUGAGGAGUAUGUGGACUACAGCUCUGUGGUAAUGGUGCUGCUAUUUGGGGUCCCAUUCCUGGUCAUUAUGGUGUGUUACUUCCUGAUGGCGCGGACCCUGUGCCGAGCCAGACAGGGAUUAUCUUCCAGCCGUCAACGCACCGCCUCACAUCAGAAGUCCAUUAGACUCAUCAUCGUGGUGUUGGUGGUGUUUGCUUUGAGUUUCGUUCCAUUUCACAUCACAAGGACGCUCUACUACACCUCCCGUGUGUUAAAUCUUGACUGUGAAACCCUCAACAUUGUUAACUUUACUUACAAGAUCACAAGGCCUCUGGCCAGCAUCAACAGCUGUAUUGACCCAAUCCUGUAUUUCCUGGCUGGGGACCACUAUCGGUCCAAAAUGAUGUCUGUUCUGACAGCAACAAGACAGACAACGAGCAGCCAGACACCUGAACGUUCCCAAACACAGCGGAAAAAUAACCAUGACAUCGCUUUGGUGUAUAAAAACACAGCCCUUAAAGCCAGUGAAGAUUCUGAAAAAUAGUGGGAAAUCUAUUACAGAAAUCUGAAGUAUUUUAACAUGUAUGUAUUUGAACAUUUGUAACAAACUGUGGCAUCUGUUUGAUUUUCCUUUUUUUUUGCACUGAGAGAUUGAGAAGAUAAUGAGUUUACUGUACCAUUUACUUACAGUAUAUGCUUUCAGUUCAUCAAUGUUGUGUAAUGCCUGUGUUCAACAGGCAUGAAGACCAUGUUUUAACUUCCCUCACUCUCUUGAGGUUACUGUGUUUGUGUGAACUCUUUCCUUACUUACAGCCUUCUACCACAAUUUGAUUAUAGGCCAAAACUCCACCAAUAACAUACAGUAUUCACGCUGCUGUAUACUGUAUUUUGUAAGGAUAGAAAGAAUAACAGUAUACAAUGGCAGAAGACAUAUUUAUUUUUAAAUUGUGGGAACAGAAACUGAACCACUUUGUUCGUUCAAACUGUUUGACACCGUUGUUCACAGGUGCAUUGAAGUAAAUGAUUGCAAGUGAAUUGUUGUCAUGCAUUUUACAAUGACUGAUUUAAGUAUUAAAGAUCAUUUCUGACCAAAGAUGACAGACUCUUAUCUCCGAAAAUGAGGAAAUGAUGAGGCAAUCCUUCCUGUUGUAUCAACAAUGUCAGUGUAUAACCUAGAAACUGCAGUUAUGGUCAGUGCAGCUCCGGGUACCAGCUGUUUUUGUCCUUCAACUUUCACAGCUGUCUUUUGUUUGACUGUGGAGUAAAAGCAAAGAGACUUCUCCGUACGAGACAUAUCUUUUCAAACCACCCACGCCCCAUUAGGAGGAUAAGGGAUUUUCCUAUUUUCCCUUUUACCUUUGGGAUUGAUACAUGGAAUGUAAAGCCUGUUUUUCUUGAUGGUUUUGCAACAUGUGAAAGCAGCAUUUUGGAACUUAAUGACAGAGCGUUUUUCCCUCCACCCCUGUUUUUAAUGUUGACAUACUGUAUGAACCAAAGUUGUAGCACAUGUAUUCAUCAUUCGUUCAAGCUCUGUCACAUGUUGUGCUUGUGAUAUUUGGUGUGAGCAAUAUCUUUGAAGGUGUAUUUGUAAUUACAGUUAGAUAUCUAUCAUAAAGUCUUACAUAAUAGGUAACUUGUAUGUAUGUAUCAUAACAUGGUUUUUCAAUGUCUGUUUCCUCUUUUGCCAGGGUGUAAAUCUGCUGUGAUAUCACUAAACUCUGAUUUGUUUAGGGCAUUUAGGGUACAGCAUCAUUCUGCAAACCUUUAAUCCAUGUGUUAAGUCAGACCUAAACGAACACCGCAUGCUGUCAGUAAGGACAGUACUACGGUCCUAAAGUACAAUUUAAAAUACUUUUACUUUGCUUGAGUAUUUCCCUUUUUGGUCCUUUAUUCUUGUACUUAACUAAUUCUGAAAGGGAAAUAUUGUAUUUUUCUCAACUACAUUUAUCUAAUAACUUCAUUAUAACCUCCUAAGACCCGAGCUGUUUUUUUAUAUGCAUUUUUUAUUUCUCUUUGCUAUUUGGGCUUAUUGGAACCUGAUAAGUAUAAAAACUAAGUAUCAUCUUUUGACAUGAUGUACUUUUAGAGAAAAAUGAUGUCCACAUAUGUGGACACUGGGUCUGAAUUUCCAUAAAACACAUUAAAGUCACCUUUUUGUAAUAGAGUGAAAAACUAUUUUAUUUCAACCUUGAACACAGCAGUUUUUUCAACUUUCAACUAUUGUUUGUGUUUUGAACAUCAUUGUGAAAAAACACAACAAAAUGAAGAAAAACAAAACAUUUUUGCCCCCUUUGGAGAGUCACAGUUACAGUAUGUGUUAUGUGAAAUUUUGCAUUGCAGCAGUGUGUGUGUGUGUGUGUGUGUGUGUGUGUGUGUGUGUGUGU
Molecule: messenger RNA, 3497 nt
Organism: Eleginops maclovinus (Patagonian blennie)
Lineage: Eukaryota; Metazoa; Chordata; Actinopteri; Perciformes; Eleginopidae
Gene: p2ry4
Product: pyrimidinergic receptor P2Y4
Exons: 2
Coding region: 563-1657 (364 amino acids)
Biological process (GO): transepithelial chloride transport; G protein-coupled receptor signaling pathway
Cellular component (GO): plasma membrane
Molecular function (GO): G protein-coupled purinergic nucleotide receptor activity; G protein-coupled UTP receptor activity
Source: RefSeq, a predicted model, not a curated record